This is a messenger RNA of Vombatus ursinus (common wombat), 1300 nucleotides long. It is a transcript of the gene CCDC83, whose product is annotated as coiled-coil domain containing 83. Bases 4 to 1215 code for a protein of 403 amino acids. Lineage: Eukaryota; Metazoa; Chordata; Mammalia; Diprotodontia; Vombatidae. The record is from RefSeq and is a predicted model, not a curated record. The transcript has 10 exons.
AGUAUGGGGAAAAAGAAGAAAAGAGAGAUCCAAGAUGGACCAUCAGAAACUAAGGUUCCUGCCAGCGAAGCACUGCUAGAAUAUUACUGUCAAGUAAAGGAAGAUGCAAUAGAGAGGCUCAUGGUUCAAGUAAGGAAACUUAGGGAUAAGAAUCAAAAGUGUCAUGAACGGAAUGUGCGGCUCAAGUCAGAGCAGGCAUGGCACCUCAAGAAUCUGGUGAGUGAGCUAAAUGACGAACAGAAGAAGGCAGCAGCAUCACCACCGGUGACAAGGGAAGAAGUAGAAGAAGCCCUGAAACAAAAAUGGAAGUUCGUUAAAGACCAGGAACAAAAUUUGAAAGAUAUGCGUGUGCAGAUAAAUAAUGCUGAGAAAUUAUUCCUUGAGAAACUUGGAGAGAGGGAAUAUUGGGAGGAGUACAAGAAUGUAGGGAGUGAACAACAUGCUAAGCUAAUCAGCUCCUUAGAAAAUGACAUCAGUUCAAUUAAAGAGAAUACAAGGAAAAUGUCAGAAUAUUAUAGAGCUUCUCUGGAAGAAACUAGAAAGAGAAUUAGCAGCAACACCUUGAAACAAAUGGUUGAAAAGAAGGAAUUGGCCACACAGAAUGCUGUAAAAAAUAUUGAUAAACGCAGCAGUAGAGAAAUCUUGGAGAAUGACUGGCUUAAAAAAGAAGUUGAACUUCAUAAGAAAGAAGUAGCACAAUUGGAAGUUGCUAUUCACCAUCUAGAAGAAGAAAAUUUAGGGCUUAUAUGUCAGCUAUUUGACUGCAGACUUGCAGACCUCAAAAUAACCAGACCUCUGUUUCUUACCCAAGCAGCUGGCCUAGGAGAGCAAGAUUUUCCUGAAGAAAUACAGUCAGAAUCAGAACCCUUAACGAAAAAAGAUAAACCAGAAGUUUCAUUGUCAGAAAGACUGGCCUUUCUUUAUGAAGAUACUAAGGAAAAUGUAAACGGGUUGCAAAAAAGUGUAGAAGAUACUGAGAAUGAUCCAUGUAUUGAAUUUGGUGCUUCUGAUCUAAGUUAUUUGCUAUAUGAAGAUGAAAAGGAUUUCAAGGAAUAUACCAAUCUGGGCCCACUGGAGGUAAAGCUCAUGGCUCUAGAAGGAAUGAAAAAACCUAUUCAUGAAGGAAUGAAAGAAAUGACCAAGAAAGAGUGGGAAGAUGCUGGGAAAACAGAGAAUUUCAUCACGUAUAAGAUAAUCCGUUCUUUGAAAAAUUAGAGACUGGCGGGUGAAAUAAAACAUUUUUCCAUUGUUAAGGUCAUGUGUUGUAUAAGUUCACUGUUCAUUGAAGCUUUGACCUACU